CACUAAAUCUCCAGCCUAAAAGAUCAAAUGCGGCCUUCUACUUCGCCGGCUCCACCGGUUUCUUCCGGCGAGUCGCCGGUUAUGUCUUCCACUUCGAAUUCCACGUGUAGUCCACACAUAUGCAGGUGGCACCCCUACACGAACGCAAAUGAUUUUCAAGAUAACGUAGCCAUGGUCUUAAUCAUUCUCUUCUGUGCUCUAAUCUGCUCCGUGGUUCUCAACGCCGUCAUCCGUUGUUUCUUACGCGGUGGUCACGGCGGAGGAGGAGGACGCCGUUCGCGGCGUUUCGGCCUUCCAUUAACCCAGCGAGAGCUCGAGGAGAGAAAGCCUGUCCCGGAGGCGGGUAUAGAACGCAUGGUGGCGGCUCCAACGGUGGUCUAUUCGGCCGGGAUGAAGCUCGCCGGAGCGGAGGGUGAACCCGAAUGCGCAAUUUGCUCGUCGGAAUUCGUGGAGGGCGAUGGGAUUCAAGUGCUCUCGAAAUGUAAACACGGUUUCCAUGUGCAAUGUAUUCAGCAGUGGUUGGCUUCGAACUCCUCUUGUCCCACCUGCCGUUGUAGUUGUCUUCCGCCGUCACCGGCACCGGAAGAAGCCACCCGUCAGUGCGUCGAUGACGGUUCUCGACCAGUGAUACCAGAACGGGAACCAUAGACAGCUUUGGUAGGUCGUCUCUAUGCCGUACGUUUUUUUUACAUAUUCAAUACUCCUUUUUCUCGUCAAAUAUCGCUCCC
Molecule: messenger RNA, 728 nt
Organism: Hibiscus syriacus
Lineage: Eukaryota; Viridiplantae; Streptophyta; Magnoliopsida; Malvales; Malvaceae
Product: RING-H2 finger protein ATL79-like
Exons: 1
Coding region: 28-648 (206 amino acids)
Biological process (GO): protein ubiquitination
Molecular function (GO): transferase activity
Source: RefSeq, a predicted model, not a curated record